Alternaria metachromatica is the source of this 1014-nucleotide messenger RNA. RefSeq lists its product as uncharacterized. The transcript has a single exon. The record is from RefSeq and is a predicted model, not a curated record. Lineage: Eukaryota; Fungi; Ascomycota; Dothideomycetes; Pleosporales; Pleosporaceae. The coding region runs from base 1 to 1014 and encodes 337 amino acids.
AUGUCACGAGCGCGCAUUGUUCUCAAUCGCGCACCUUUCAAACAAUCCUGCCAAUCCGCCAGCCGAACCUUCCGCUCCUCCAGCUACCAUGCGCAUCGCGAUGUUCCCCUCCCCCUCCAAUCCCGCAUCCGCUGGUCAUACUUCUGGUACGCCAGCAUACUCGCCCUCGGCAUCACGACUGGCCUAGGUGCUCGCCACUUUGCCGCGCCUCUCGGUCUUCCAGAGCCUGGGUCAAGAGAAGAUGAAAUCAUCCUCGAUUCUCUGCGGCGCGACAUCGACGCUCUCGAAAUCGUGCAAUCCUUGCGCUCUCAGUCAUACAACCUACAUACCGACACAGCGCUCCGGUCAGGACCGGGAAUAACGUCAUCCCCUGGAUCAAGUCGGAAGAUAUCAGCGUACAAAGGGUGGCUGGAGCUGGAUCUGGACUUUGGAAGAGAAAAUGAAGGCAAGAAAGGCAUCUUGGGCGUCAUGAGUGGCACGCGGGGAUUGGGUGUACAAAGAGCAUUCUGGAGUGCAGAGACAAGAGAGAUGGUGGCUGUGGUCUGGAUAGGAGGAGGAAUGAGUGGGUGGCCCGGUGUUGCGCAUGGCGGAGCUAUCGCAACCAUCUUUGAAGAGAUCAUGGCGAGGAUGGUCAGAGGACCAGAUGGCAUUGUGGGUGUGUAUACCGUCUCCAGCAACUCGGAGAGUGGCCUCAUACUAACACUUAAGAUAGAGCCAGUCCACCGUCCAGACUCCCUCAGCCUGACCUACGCCAAACCAACCUACAGCCUCGACUUCUACAUCCUCCGUGCCUCCUUCUCGAAACCUGACCUCCCUCAAUCCGAGCCGCCACCUGAACCUGAAGCGGAACCUACAAAGAGCUGGCUGGGAUGGUUGUCGCCGCAGAAGGAUCUGACGAAGAAGACCGACGCGUCGAGACAUAAGCAGGAGAUUGUUGCGACGCUGGAGAGCGUCGGUGGGGACCUUUGUGUCAAGGCUAAGGGCACGUUCAAUGGAAGUAGCCCGGUUGUUUGA